AACAAAGAUAUUAGCAGACAGAGAGAUAGAGAAACAGAUCGAGAGACUGAGAAGAUAAGAGAAGGACAGAUCGUGAAGAGAAGAUAGAUGGGACGGAGAAGAUAAGAGCCGUGUGUGUUUGUUAAGUUCUGAAGUGAAGAACAGAAUGGGUAGUGAGGAUAGGCAUUUCUGUGUCAAGGUCCUCCAGUUGGAUCUAACCCAAAGAAGAAAGGAGUAAGAAUGGAGUGUUCUGUAAAUGGGGAUGAGUUCUGUGUUACUGUUGCACCGACAAAGAAGAUGAGGAAGGCCUUGUCUGCACCAACUACUGCAACAACAUCUGCAUCAAAGAAAUCUGGUGAUAUACCACCAUUGUCAAAGCGCAAAGCAGCUUCUACUACACCAUCUUCUUCUUCUUCAGCAGUUUCCCAGAAAAAGGGUAAGACAACUGCACCAUCCUCCUCUACUGCAUCUGAUGUUGGUGCUAAAAGGAAGGUGACACAUCCAUCUACUUCUUCUGGACCUUCUACUGCUUGUUUUAACCAGACUUAUAAUGGCACAGUGAAUAUUUCUAGCCAAACCAUCAAUAUUACUGAACCAUCAUCUAAAAGGGUUAGAAAGCCUAAUUCAAAAUAUCAGUAGGUUUAAAUGCUUUCACAUAAUGACAGUUAACAAUGGGUUCUUGUUUUUUAUGCUUUUGUUUGUAAUGGCAGACAUCUUAAUCACUUUAUGUUUGAAGUACUGAUGGUGUUUUUAACUAUCGUUGUUUAUGUAAGUGCAGACAGUUUAGCAGUUAAAAUUAU
Papaver somniferum (opium poppy) is the source of this 779-nucleotide messenger RNA. RefSeq names its product GPI-anchored CFEM domain protein B-like. The coding region runs from base 220 to 618 and encodes 132 amino acids. The transcript is spliced from 2 exons. The record is from RefSeq and is a predicted model, not a curated record. Lineage: Eukaryota; Viridiplantae; Streptophyta; Magnoliopsida; Ranunculales; Papaveraceae.